AUGAUAAAUUAUCCGCAAGAGAAUAGAGAUCUAGCUUGUUAUUUGGUAACCAAACAUUCAUGGAAAGGAAGAUAUAAACGUGUUUUUUCCAUUGGAACAUUAGCUAUAACAACAUAUCAUCCAACAUCACUGGAAGUUACCAAUCAAUGGUUAUAUGAAGAUUUUAUAUCAAUUAAGCCUAACAGGCCCAAUAGUUUGAUAUCAAAUGAAGAUUUUUCAGCAGAUGAAUUUAUUAUCAGUAUGAAAAAGAAGUUAAAAAAUGAUACUAUGAGAUUUAGUUCUGAGUUUAGUCAAAUUAUUUUGACAGAAGCAUUAAAAUUUCACUCUAAAUUUAGUCGUGAAAAAGGAAAUUAUUAUCGUUGUAAUGGUUUUAAACUUGACUGGUCUGAUCAAAGAAUUCCUACUAUAUUUAGAGUAUCACCAUCUGCUUUAGAAAGAUUGGAUAAAAAAGAUAACAUAAUUGCUUCUUAUAAUUAUAUUGAUAUAAAACAUAUUAUAAGAGUCUCAGACUGCCCAAAUUCUUUUGUAUUAGAGAUAGGUGAUCAAAGAAGAAGGCAUAUCUUUGUUGUGGAAAACUUUGAUCAACUAAUAAAUGAAAUCAAAAGAAAUGCUUAUGAUAAUAUUGGUAUACGUAUUGAUGUUUCUAGAAAUCUUUUGACACUUGAUCAAUUUAAACAAACAAGAUUAGGAAUGUGUUCAAGUGAUGAAAAAAUAACUUCGUUUGUUGAAUUUAAAGUUCAAAAGUUUUCUCCAAGACAUGAAACAUUUAUAAGAAGAUUAUUAUGUUUAAGUGAAAGUUGUAUUAUUGAAAGAGAUCCAACAACAUAUUUUCCAAUAUGUGCCAGACCAUUAAAAACCAUCGUUUGCCUAAUUAGAGAUUUAAAAGAUCCACAAAUUUUUAAAAUUGAAUACAAUAAUGGGGAAGUAAGGACAUAUGCUUCAACUGAGCGUGAUCUUGUUUUAGCUUCAUUGAUUGAUGGUACACGAUCUUCAGGAAAUAUGCAAAUUUUUGUUUUUGCUGCAAAUCGUUUUGAUCGUUCUUUAAAACUCCUACCACAUAAAUAUGUUCUUGAUGAAGAAAGUGAAACAUUACUAUUAAAGCAUAUUAUAUCACCACCUAUUUAUUUUUCAAGAUAUGACUUAUUUAGAAGAUUUAACUCAAAUAUUCCAUUUAAUGGUUUAACACAUUCUCAACCUAGUGAAGGAUUUUUUCAAAGCAACAAAGGAAAAAUGAUUAUAACAACAAUUGAAUCUGUUUUAACGGAAAGUUAUCAAAAAGAUGAAGAAAAUAGUAUUUUAAAAGGGCAGGCUCAGUUACAUUGUCUUCAUCGUCUUUUUGCCUCAAAAGCUGGUUUUCAAGCUUUUAGUGAUAUAAGUAAUAUUCGAGAAAAACUUGGACAAUUAGUUAUAUCAUUUUUAAAAUGGAAAGAUGAAAUAAUUGAUCAUUGUGUUGUUGAAAUGUUGACAUCUCUCAUGUAUCCUAUGCAUCCUAAUUAUGAAUUACGUUUUGAACAACUUAAUAAACAAAGUUUAUUAUCAAGUAAAACUUUUGUUGAACAUCUUCUUGAUUUAGUUGUAGGGCAUGUUGAACGAGGUACUGGAUACCUUGUAAUUUCUUCAAUGUUAGAUUUUCUUACUUAUGCUGUUUGUGCUCCAUACAGUGAAACAACAAGUGGUGAUUCUUUUGAUAAUCUUUUAACUGCCCUUUCUAAAAGAGGUAGAAGUUUUUAUAAAUUAUUUCAUAAUCCUUCAUUAACUAUUAUAAAAGGAGCUGGUCUCGUGAUGCAAGCUAUUAUUGAAGAAAGUAGUCAUGAAAUUUCAGAGGAAAUGCAAAAUUUAUCACUUACAGAAGGAGCUUUUUUAAAACAUUUACAAUUAGCAUUGUUAUCAACUGGAAGAGAUUUGAGGGUAUUGACAAAUCGUCAACUUUCUGGUCAAUUAAUAUCACUUUGGAUAACUGAUAAUUCAACAGCAAUGGAUUUGCUUAAACGAUUAUUACCAAAAGGAUUGUUAGAUGGUUUAUCAUCAACUGAAAAACCUCCAGUAAAUGAAAAUGAAUAUUUAUUAACAAGAAAUAAUCUUCAAAUGGCAAUGAAUGAAUCUAAAACUUCUGCUAUCAAAGAACAUUUUGAUAAAGUACAAGUAAAAGUUGAAGCAACAUUAGAUGGAAUUCUACAACAUUGGAAUCUCCAACAUCAUAUAACAAUUUUACAGGAAGUUAAAAAUAGACGUGAAGAAGAGAAACGACGUGAAAAACCUGUUGUUUUAAGAAAAAGACGUCAACAAAUAAAGUCAAAUGUGAAUUGGAAAUAUUUUAGUUAUAUGUUUAAUAAAGAUUGGUCUAAAGCUGAUUUAAUAUGGAAUGAGAAGACACGUGAUGAAUUUAGGCAAGCAAUUGAAAAUGAAUUACGUUUAAUGGAAAAUGAAAUGGAGGUUGCUUCAAAUGAUGUUCCUGUAUCAUGGAAUCAUACUGAAUUUUAUGUUCGAUAUCUUUCAUUACAGGAUGAAAUAAAAAUAGGUGAUUAUUAUUUAAGAAUACUUCUUAAUGAAGAUGAUGAAACGGGAACUGAAAUAAAUAAUCCAUUAUUUUUUUUUAAUAAUGUAUAUCAUAGAUUUUUAUUAUCACAAAAAACUGAUCUUCGUUGUUAUUGUUUAAAAGCAAUGGCUAUAACAUAUGGUAGACAUCAUGAAAAAAUAGGUUUCUUUCCAGAUUCUAAAUUUAUUGUUGAAAUGCUACAAAAUGCAAAAACAUUACAAGAACGUGAUCAUCUUGUUUUACUUUUAAGUAAACUUGCUUUAAAUAAAGAAAAUGCAAGAGAUUUAAUUGCUUCAAAUACAUUACCUAUGUUUAUUGACUUAGCAACACUGGCACAUUUACAUUCAUCAAGAGCAAUUAUUAAUAAUCAAAGUAAUUUAAUUGAAAAUUCAACUGUCAAUGAAAAUGAUGAUGAUGGAGUUCCGGAAUGGCAUUAUAUGAAUGAUAAACAAGAAAAAGAAAAACCAAUAACUGCAAAACAAGUUAAAAAAAUGUAUGAAGAAGGAUUAAUUAAUAAUAAGACAGAAUUUUGGGCUGAAGGAAUGCAAAAAUGGACACCAUUAGAGGAUAUUGCUCAAUUUAAAUGGACAUUAAUUUAUAAAGAUAAUGUUAGUCUUUUUAAUCCAACAGAAUUAUGUGUAAUUGUUCUUGAUACACUUAUAAAAAUGUGUGAAUUUUUUCCAGCUCGUGAUAAUAAUGGUGCAGUAAUUAGACCAUUACCUAAUGUUAAAAGAAUUCUUUCAGAACCAAUAUUAUUAUAUCAAAUUGUUCAACUACUACUUACAUAUGAUCCAGCAAUCGUCCAAAGGAUUGCCUCAAUCAUACUAAUGGUUAUGGAAGAUAAUCCAUUUAUUUCAAGACUAUACCUUUCUGGUGUAUUUUUCUUUAUACUUAUGUAUAAUGGUUCUAAUAUUUUACCAAUUGCACGUUUUCUUCAUUAUACACAUCUUAAACAGGCUUUUAGAAGUUCUCUAGUAACUAGUGAAAUAAUAUCACGUUCUAUUCUUUCACCAAUGUUACCUGAAGCCGCAAUUUAUUAUUUAGAAGAAUAUGGUCCACAAAAAUAUGCAGAAGUUUUUUUAGGUGAAUUUGAAAAUCCAGAAAUUAUUUGGAAUAAAGAAAUGAGACGACAUAUGAUUGAAAAGAUAGCUUUUCAUAUUUCAGAUUUUACAAUACGUUUAAAAUCAAAUAUUAAAGCUUUAUAUCAUUAUUGUCCAAUAACACCAAUAGAUUAUCCACAAUUAAAAGAUGAAUUAUUUUGUCAUGUAUAUUAUCUUAGACAUCUUUGUGAUACAAAAAAAUUUUCAUCAUGGCCAAUCAGAGAUCCAAUAUUAUUUUUACGAUCUUGUCUUGCAGCAUGGAAUGAAGAAAUUAAUAAAAAACCAUCAAUUAUGUCACUAGAAGAGGCAAUAGAAAUAUUAAAUUUAAAUGUUAAUGAGACAACUUUUAAAGAAAUAGCACCAAUACGAAAAGGUUACUUUAAAUUAGCACAAAAAUAUCAUCCAGAUAAAAAUCCAGAGGGUAGGGAAAUGUUUGAAAAAAUUAAUUAUGCUUAUGAAUUAUUGACAAGUCAUAUUACUGCAAGUUUAAAUAGUGAAAAUAGAACAGGAAUGUCUUCAGAAAUUCAUCGUAUUGUUCUUUGUUUAAAUGCACAAAGUAUCACUUACUCAAGACAUUCUGAAGAACUUGAACCUUAUAAAUAUGCUGGAUAUUCACAAUUAAUAAAAACAAUUGAUAUGGAAUCUAAAGAUAAUUCACUUUUUGCUUCUGGUGGUGGACAACUAUUGUCAGCAGCUGUUGAAUUAUGUUAUUGGACUUUAAAAACAUCUGCAUUAAAUGCAGAACAAUUACGAAGAGAUGGUGGUUUAGAGGUAAUACAUUCAACAUUUGAUCGUUGUGUUCCAAUGAUAACAAUGUCUUCAAAUGAAAAUGAAAUGUGUGUUCAGGUAUGUACACAUUUAUGUAAAUGUUUUGAAACUGCAGCAGUUUUUGAAUUGUGUAGAGAAAAAAUAUCUAAUAUGUCAACAAUAUUUGGUAGUAUAGUAAGAUUAUUACAAUUUAAACAUCUUCCAAAAUUAGCUAUAUCAGCAGCAGAAUGUUGUUGUAGUUUUGCUGUAUGUACAUUACUUCAAACUCAAUUAUUCCAAGCUGGAGUUUUAUGGCAAUUAUUACCACAUUUAUUUAAAUAUGACUAUACAUUAGAUGAAGGUGGUGUUGAACAUAAUGAAGAAAAUAAUGAACAAGCUAAAAUAAAUAAAUUAGCUAGAUAUUCAUGUGAAGCAUUAGCCUCAUUAGCUGGAUUUAGAGAAAACACUCCUGAAAAUGAUGGUAUUAUAAACUCAUUAAGAGCUAUGUUAACUCCUUUCGUCUGUCGGUUAAUGGCUCUUGGUGAUAAUGAUAAAGUUUUAAAAGUUCUUAAUACUAAUACAGAAAAUCCAUACAUAAUAUGGGAUAAUUCUACAAGAGCAGAAGUUUUAGAUUUUGUUGAAAAAAAUAGAACAUCACCUGUUAAUGAAAGUGAAUUAUUUGGUGCAGAAUUUAGAAUGUCACUUUAUGCUAAUGAAUUAAUUGUUGGUGAUAUUUUUAUUCGAAUUUACAAUGAACAACCUAAUUUUGUAUUAAUGGAACCUAAAAAUGUUUUAAUGGAUUUUAUUGGAUAUUUAGAUCAACAAUUAGAAAUUAUUAAACCAAAAAAAAAAUUAGUAGUUAAAAAACAGAAUAAUGAUGAUUUAAUUAAUUUUGAUGAUGAUGAUAAUGAUAAUAUGAUUAUUAAUAGUAAUGGUUUUAUAAAUGAUCAUGAAGUUAAAAAAAGUGGUAUUUCUUUGACAAUAGAUAAAAAAUUAGAAAUGGUAUUAGAAAGUAUAAUUAAUAUUCUUACACAUAAUCAAGGAAUUGAAAUAUUAUUAAUUGGAAAUCUUAAUAUAAUUUUUAGUUUCUUAAAUUUUUAUAAAUAUCAAAAAAUUCAAAAUCUUGCUUUAAAAAUAAUUGGUAUAGCUGCUGGAUCAAAAGAAUGUGUAACAGAAAUAGCUCAAAUAAAUCAAUUACCAAAUUUAUUUGUUUUAUUAAAAGAAUUACCAAAUUCAGUUGAAAUUUUAUUACAAUUAUUAAUAGCACUAUCAAGUAAUGGUACAGUUGUAAAAGAGACACUUGAAUAUGGUGGUUUAUUAUAUAUUCUUAAUAUACUUUGUGAUCAAUCUAAAAAUAAUGUUAAUAGGUGUUUGGCUGCAGAAUUAUUAUCAAAACUUCAGACAGAUAAAUUAACAGGACCAAGAUGGACAAGAUUUAUAAUAAGAUAUUUACCACCUAUUUUUACAGAUUCACUUAGAGAUUCACCAACAGCAGCAAUAUUAAUGUUUGAUUCUAACAAUGAAAAUCCAGAAUUAAUAUGGAAUGAUGAUGUUCGAAAUAAUGUUAAAAAAAUAGUUAAUAAUGAAUUAGAUAAAUUUUAUUUAGAACAGAAAAAAGAUUUAACAACAAAAUGGAAUACUGUUAUAAAUACAAAUCAACCAUGUCCUUAUGAAAAUGUACUUAAUGGUGAAAUUUUAGUAGGUGGAAUAUUUAUACGUCUUUUUAUUUCAAAUCCAUCCUGGUCUGUAAGGCAUCCAAAACAAUUUUCAACAGAAUUAAUGGAACGUGUCUUAGAAUUAAUGAAUAAACCUACAGAUGAAUUAGAAAUAAUGAAAAAAGCUUUAUGUCUUUUAAUUGUAAAUCAUCCAACAACUACUGAUAAUAUACCAACACAAGGAUAUCUACCACAAUUUGUUAAUGCUAUGAAAAGUAAAGAAAUUGAAUCAGCAAAAGCAGCUUUAACAAUAUUAUCAAGUCUUGUUGAAAAUAAUUAUUGUUGUGAUUCAUUAUCUAAUCAAAAUAACUUAAUUACUGGUGUGUUGCAUUGUAUGAAAAUAUCUUCAAAUGAAUGUAUUCCACAUGCUGCUCAUGCGUUAAAAUAUCUUCUCAAAAGAAAUGCAAAUUUAUUAGCUGGACAAGUUCUUAAUUCAGGUAUUAUUAAUCAUCUAUUAUUUAUACUUAGUGAUCCAUUAAAUAAUGUUGAAAAUUCCUCAGCUGCAAAAGCAGAAAUUGUUGAUGCUUUAAAAGCCGUUAUCAUAGAUAUACAAUAUGGUGAAAAAAUAAAUGAUAUAUUAAAAUCAAAUCCAAUUUGGGGACAAUAUAAAGAUCAACGUCAUGAUUUGUUUCUUCCAACAAGUAGAACACAAGCUAUUAUGGGUCCUGCACCAAGUGGACAAAUAGCAGGUUACCUAACUGAGGGUAUGUUUCAUCCUCCACCUAUACAAAGUGUACCACCACCAAGAGAUGAAAAUAAAUAA
Messenger RNA from Strongyloides ratti, 6861 nucleotides. RefSeq names its product DnaJ homolog subfamily C member 13. Gene Ontology annotation, cellular component: endosome membrane. Lineage: Eukaryota; Metazoa; Nematoda; Chromadorea; Rhabditida; Strongyloididae. Gene Ontology annotation, biological process: receptor-mediated endocytosis; regulation of early endosome to late endosome transport; endosome organization. Bases 1 to 6861 code for a protein of 2286 amino acids. The record is from RefSeq and is a predicted model, not a curated record. The transcript has 2 exons.